Anguilla rostrata (American eel) is the source of this 4345-nucleotide messenger RNA. Its product is annotated as ribonuclease inhibitor-like. The transcript has 9 exons. NCBI's taxonomy places the organism in Eukaryota, Metazoa, Chordata, Actinopteri, Anguilliformes, Anguillidae. Gene Ontology annotation, molecular function: protein binding. Gene Ontology annotation, biological process: intracellular signal transduction. The annotation marks the transcript as partial. The record is from RefSeq and is a predicted model, not a curated record.
GUCUGAGUGCGGAGUGGAGGUGCUGAAACUCAGCCCUGUCCCUCCGGCGCUGUCCAUGGUGCUUCAGGCUGGCCGACUGAACAGCUGCAAACUCACAAAGAAGUCCUGUGAUAUUGUGGCCUCAGCUCUCCAGUCAUCAAACUCACCUUUGACAGAUCUGGACCUCAGCUCCAAUAACCUGGGAGAUUCAGGAGUGAAGCUGCUCUGUGCUGGACUGAGGAGUCCAAACUGUCAACUACGGAGACUGGGACUGAACAACUGUAAUCUCACACAGAAGUGCUGUAAUAUUGUGGCCUCAGCUCUCCAGUCAUCAAACUCACCCCUGAGAGAUCUGGACCUCAGCUGCAAUAACCUGGAAGAUUCAGGAGUAGAGCUGCUCUGUGCUGGACUGAUGAGUCCAAACUGUGAACUUCAGAGACUGGGACUGAACAGCUGUGUCCUCACACAGAAGUCCUGUAAUAUUGUGGCCUCAGCUCUCCAGUCAUCAAACUCACCCCUGAGAGAUCUGGACCUCAGCUACAAUAACCUGGGAGAUUCAGGAGUGAAGCUGCUCUGUGCUGGAUUGAGGAGUCCAAACUGUAAACUGCAGAGACUGGGACUGAACAGCUGUGUCCUCACACAGAAGUCCUGUAAUAUUGUGGCCUCAGCUCUCCAGUCAUCAAACUCACCCCUGAGAGAUCUGGACCUCAGCUACAAUAACCUGGGAGAUUCAGGAGUGAAGCUGCUCUGUGCUGGAUUGAGGAGUCCAAAAUGUAAACUGCAGAGACUGGGGCUGGGUUGGUGUAAUCUCACAGAGUGCUGCUGUAAGGUUCUGGCCUCAAUCCUGCGUUCUUCUCACUCAGAGCUGAGAGAUCUGGAGCUCAGAGACAACGAGCUGCAGGAUUCGGGAAUGAGAGCCCUCUCUGCUGGACUGGAGGACCCGCACUGUAAACUGCAGAGACUGGGGCUGUCAGGCUGUAGAGUCACACAGAGAGGCUGCGAUUUUCUGGCAUCAGCUCUGUGUUCAAAGCCCUCACACCUGCGAGAGCUGGACCUGAGAUACAAUCACCCAGGAGACUCAGGAUUGAGAGUGCUGUCUGCUGCUAAACUGGACACACUCACACUGCUUGUGGACCAUGGAGGGGAGAACAGGACCAAACCAGGACCCAGGAAAUAUGGCUGUCAGCUCACACUGGAUCCAAACACAGCGCACAGAAAGCUGUCUCUGUCUGAGGGGAACAGGAGGGUGACACACACACUGGGGAGAAAGGAGCCAUACCCUGAUCAUCCAGAGAGAUUUGAGUACAAGCCCCAGGUUGUGUGCAGAGAGAGUGUGUGUGAGCGCUGUUACUGGGAGGCUGAGUUCAGUGUGUCUGAGUGGGGGGUAUGGGUUUUUAUAGCAGUGACAUAUAAAGGAAUCAGCAGGAAAGGAGAGGGUUCUGACUGUGGGUUUGGAUUCAAUAAAAUCUCCUGGAGUCUGGAGUGUAAUAAACUCAGUUACUCUGUCUGGCACAAUGGGAACCAAACACGCAUACCUGCCCUCCCCCCCUACCGCAGAGCAGGAGUGUGUGAUGGUGCUGGUAGAGGAGUGUGUGUGUGCAGGGUAGGAGUGUGUGUGGACCGUCCGGCCGGCACUCUAUCCUUCUACAGCGUCUCUGACUCUGACACACUGACCCUCCUGCACAGAUUCCACACACACUUCACUCAACACACACCCCUCUGUGCUGGAUUUUAUGUGAGGAGAUCCUCAGUGUCCCUCUGCCAACUUGAGUAGAGACACACACAUUCUCACACACACACACGUGCACACACACAAACAUGUACACACACACACGCACACAAACAUGCACACAUAUGCGCGCGCACACAAACAUGCACGUGCACACGCAUACACACACACACGUGCGCAUACACACUCGCAUGCAUGCACGCACACACACACACUCUCACGUACACACACACACCACAUUCACAUACCCACUCACACUCAUUUACACAUACACACACACUCACGCAUACACACUCAGAUACACAUAGACACACACACCAACACCAACACACACACAUCCACACACACACACACAUACUCUCACACCCACUCACACACCCAAUCACACACAUGCACACACACACCUACACACAUGAACACACACAAUUUCUCGCACACACAAACACACACAUUCACCAGUGCACCCUCACGCGCACACACACAUGCAUGCAUACAUAAUACAUAAUACACAAACACGUGUCAACACACACACACUCCUCAGUGUCCCUCUGCUAACUGGAGUAGAGACGCACACACAUGCGCGCACACACAAACAUGCACACACGCAUACACACACACAUGUGCGCAUACACACUCGAACGCAUGCACACACAUACACUAUAUAUAUAUAUAUAUAUACACACACACACACACUCAAUCACACACUCACACACACACAUAUAAACACAUACACUCAUAUACACAUAGACCCACACACACCUGCACACACACACACACACACACACACAUAUAUACAAACACUCACACACUUAUAUACACACACACACUCAUAUACACAUACACACACUCACACAUAUAUAUACAUACUCAUAUGCACCUAGACCCACACACACGCACUCACACAGCUACACACACUCUCGCACACCCAGUUACACACACACACACCGUCUCUCUCUCACAUACACUCCAUCACACAAACACAUACUCUCACACACACCCUUUCUCUCUCAGUCAUGUACUAGCACUCACAAAUACACACACUCAUGUUUACUCAUACACACGCACUCACACACCAACGCACACACACUCUCUCACACCCAGUCACUCACACACACCUACACACGGACACACACAAUCUCACACACACAUACACACAUACUCAUGCACACACACAUGCAUACACAUACAUGCGUGCACACACCAUAUACACAUGUAUACACAAACAUUCUCAUACCCAUACAUACACACACACACACAUAUGUAUAAACACACACAAAUUCACAAUGGCACUGUCACGCACACACACAUACACAUACAUGCACUCAUUCUCUUGCACGCACACACACUCAAAUACACAGUCUCACACACAUUCACACAAACGCACGCACACGCACUUUCUCUUACCCAUACACACACACAUACUCAUGCACUCAAUCAUACUCUCACACAUACGCACACACACACAUAUUCUCUUACCCAUACACACACACAUACUCAUGCACUCAAUCAUACUCUCACACAUACGCACAUACACACAUAUUCUCUUACCCAUACACACACACAUACUCAUGCACUCAAUCAUACUCUCACACAUACGCACAUACACACAUAUUCUCUUACCCAUACACACACACAUACUCAUGCACUCAAUCAUACUCUCACACAUACGCACACACACACAUAUUCUCUUACCCAUACACACACACACAUGUUCACAUCCACAGUCACUCCCACAAACGUACGCAUGCAUGCACACACAUUCACAAAUACACCCACACAAACACACUCUCACCCAGUCACACACACGCACACACACACGUCGACACACUUGCAACCUUCCUUGACCAAUGCCUUACCACUGCAAUUUCAGCUGUGCCCAAUAUUAACCUCAGUACAGCUUAAACCCUGUACAUGAGAGUAUGAUCUUUUAGCAGGUUCAGGUUAAGCACUUGCUGUCUAAAUAUGAUUUUAUUUUUUUUACAUUUUUAUACGUUUAUAUUGAAAAUGUUCAAGGUGUGUUUAUGUACUUUUGAUUAUUAAAACAUCAAUAUAACAUUGAGAGUAAUAAUGCCAAAAGAUGGCAGAGUAAAAUGUUUUUGAAGUAAUAACUCUGUCUCCAGUAUCUGCAUCUUUGUAUAAAAGAAGCCAGUGGCAAACUCCUCCAGUUAACUGUGCAUUUUACUAGUUUUUACAGUUGCUUUCAUUCAUUUUCACAAGAGUUCCAAUGUGCAAAUUUCUGUGGGCAAAUGCAGCUGAUAGGGAGAAUGCAGAAUGAUCACUGCAGUGUACUUUUUUAAUUUCAUUACUGUAAACAAUGAUGAGUUUAGUUUCCUUAAUUGUUGGGUCGGGAUUGUUUUUUUUGUUUUUUUUUUAAAUCUGUUGCUUUAAUGUUUUGUAUUUUCAGACAACAAUCUUCAAUGAUUAAACCUGAAUUAUAAAAAAUAUCAGAUGUGUUGGUGUUAUGAUUCAUUGUUGUGUGAUGUAUUGAACUCCUGUGACACAGUAGUACUUAUUUCAUAUUCUGUAUGGGAUUAUGUUUGGGCUCAAUAUGAGUAGAUCAGCAUGGGGCUAAAAUCUGCACAGUUGAAGCAAUGAAAUUCAUUUACAGUAGUGGAAAUAAAAUCUGUUAUAAGACAA